AUGAGUUUAUCAAUUUUCUAUAACUCUGGUUCUAGGUUGGGGAUUGGUGCUAAAGGUUUGCCGGAUUCUGAAUCUGUUUGGAGCCCUACAUCUCCUCUUGAUUGCAGACUCUUCUCAAAUCUUAGAAAUCCGCUUAGUGUCAAGUCUUGUAGACCAUCAGUUCAAACUGGUCAUAAGAAACAGUUUGAUGACAGUAAAGUAGGCCUUGGCAUCAUAAGUUCUCUUGUUGAUGAAACCAAACUUAACAAUGACAUCUUUGGUAAAUUUAAGAGGAAAAGUAUUAUUUUUGGACCACAGGUGAAAACUAGCAUCCUUAAAUUUUCUAACAACCAUGAGUUCUUGUCACCUUACUUGAAAUCUAAUUCCUUGCCCAAAAACUAUGUAAUUUCACUUCCUUCUGAAACCAAAACUCCCAAAUCUGAAGUGGAAAACGUUGACAAUGUCUCUGGAAAGAAUGAUGACAACUGGGAAUCUGAAGCCUUCGAAAGAACCAUGACUUCUUUGUCUUGUUCCUUUAAGCCUUCAUCAUUAAUCGACUCAAAUCAAAACUCCAAUUUGGGAAUGAAUGAAUUGUGUUUAGGAAAUACAUCUACAUUAAGGAGUUUGCCUUCAGUGACAAGCAGAGACUCACAUGUAGAUAGUUGUUUGAAUAUUAAAUCAAAUUCUCUUCCAAUAUCCAUUGAUUUUAGCAAAGGGUGUCUAGGUUCACUCUCUGCAAGAGAGAUAGAGCUUUCUGAGGAUUAUACCUGUAUAAUUUCUCAUGGUCCAAACCCUAAGAGAACACAUAUUUUUGGUGACUGCAUUUUGGAAUGUCACAACAAUGACUUCACUGAGUUCAACAUGAAGGAAGAACGUGCUUUCAGAGCUUCUCAAAUUCCUUCAUUUUCAGAAGGAUCAGCCCCUUAUCCUUCUGAUAAUGUUUUGAGCUUUUGUUACUCGUGUAAUAAGAAAUUAGUGAAGGAGGAAGACAUUCACAGACACAGAGGUGGGAAAGCAUUUUGCAGGUUUGGCUGUGGAUCAGAGGAAAUUUUGGUAAGAGAGGAUUUGGAGAAAACUGGGACUUCCUCAAUAGCGAGUUCUCCUGGCUCAAGUUACCAUGAUCUCUUCCUCACGGGUCUGCUUUUGUCCAAAUGA
Molecule: messenger RNA, 1134 nt
Organism: Sphenostylis stenocarpa
Lineage: Eukaryota; Viridiplantae; Streptophyta; Magnoliopsida; Fabales; Fabaceae
Source: the annotation of a GenBank genome assembly